Salvelinus sp. IW2-2015 is the source of this 1418-nucleotide messenger RNA. RefSeq names its product meiotic nuclear division protein 1 homolog. Lineage: Eukaryota; Metazoa; Chordata; Actinopteri; Salmoniformes; Salmonidae. Gene Ontology annotation, cellular component: nucleus. The record is from RefSeq and is a predicted model, not a curated record. Gene Ontology annotation, biological process: reciprocal meiotic recombination. Gene Ontology annotation, molecular function: double-stranded DNA binding.
UUCGUGAUCCGUAUUAAASUUUUAGAGUUUAAAACGGCAAUGCUGACAAAUUGCACUCAGCACUUUGAGCAGCGUUCUCCAUUGACAGACUGGGGAGAGCAGAGUGCCGACCACUCUCGUGCGAAGAUGAUGGCUGAUUAUUGAUGGCUGACAGGCAGUACAAUAAACAGAAAUCAAUCUCAUUUGCCAACAAAAAUAACAGYUAACGACAGUGCGAAACAAUUUCCAAAUGUUUUUGGAAUCUAGAGAAAGUCGACAAUCAACAGUCACUUCAAAUCAGCAAAGCAUAUGAGAAUGUUAGAACAGUUCCCACAGCAGCUGCAGAUCACCAUGACUGAAGUGGUAGCARGGAAGACUGGCAAACGCUGAAAGACCAAGUCAAAAAAAAAAGGUCUCAGUCUUGAGGAGAAGAGGACUCGCAUGAUGGAGAUUUUCUUUGAGACAAAAGAAGUGUUUCAGCUGAAGGACAUAGAGAAAAUCGCCCCCAAGACUAAAGGAAUAACACCCAUGUCAGUGAAGGAGGUUCUCCAGAGUCUGGUGGAUGACAACAUGGUGGACUGUGAGAGAGUGGGCACCUCAAACUACUACUGGGCCUUCCCCAGYAAGGCCCUGCACGCCCGCAAGCGCAGGUUGGAGGAGCUGGAAAAGCAGCAUACCGAGGAGAAACAAAGGAAGAUGUCUCUGCUGCAGGCUGUCGACAAAUCAAAARUAGGACGUGAAGAAACCGAGGAGCGGGCCACUCUUCUAAAGGAGCUGCAGGCUCUGAGGGAGAAGAGKAGUCAUCUGAAGGCAAAGCUGGAGAAGUACAGGGAGUGUGACCCGGAAGUGAUCGAGGAGAUGAGAAAGUCCAAUGUCACAGCUAAAGAGGCAGUGUCCAGGUGGACAGAUAACGUCUUUGCCAUCAAGUCGUGGGCCAAGAGGAAGUUUGGUUUCGAUGAUGGACGCAUCGAUAAAGCCUUCGGGAUACCUGAAGACUUUGAUUACAUGGACUGACUACACKAUCUGUAAUUUCUAUUAAUUGUUUUUGUUAAUUGAGUGACAGCCACUGCACAGGUUGCAACACAAGUCAGACAUGUUACUUAAAUCCACUCAGACAAGCCCCUCAAAAAACAGCCUUAUGCUUUUCGUAGUUGACUUGGGGCAGCUGCCAUUUUGACGCUCGCUCAUGGCCCUCGCAGGUGCAAAUGCUGCUUCUGUGGAACUUGAGAAGGCGCUGUGCUAACSUUUUGGCUGUUUCGUCCGUGGUGGGGGGGCCCUACAUUUGGGACACCUGUUCGCAUGAAAAUCAAGAGCCCAGAGUCGUUCACGGAAAUUAGUUGUGUUCAGCACUCUACACACAGAAAAAGAAGCGGCACAUCAAACUCCCAUGCGAUGUUAAAAAUCUGAUCUUAACKGAUUUAAACAGAUGGAAAUGAAAA